Messenger RNA from Scleropages formosus (Asian bonytongue), 3909 nucleotides. It is a transcript of the gene nploc4, whose product is annotated as NPL4 homolog, ubiquitin recognition factor. The transcript is spliced from 17 exons. Gene Ontology annotation, molecular function: ubiquitin protein ligase binding; ubiquitin binding. Gene Ontology annotation, cellular component: nucleus. The record is from RefSeq and is a predicted model, not a curated record. Bases 164 to 2041 code for a protein of 625 amino acids. Lineage: Eukaryota; Metazoa; Chordata; Actinopteri; Osteoglossiformes; Osteoglossidae. Gene Ontology annotation, biological process: ubiquitin-dependent protein catabolic process.
ACGAGACGCGUCUCCGCCGGAAGUAUCAGUGUGUGACACCCGGUACCUGAGCUUUGAUAUGGAGUUUGAGUGACUCUGACAAUCAGAAACAAAAACAGCACACAUCGCCGUGUUUGCAGUCUGCUUCGAGGGACACGAAGGCGAAGCGCCAGUUCAAUUUACCAUGGCAGAGAACAUAAUCGUCCGAGUGCAGUCUCCAGAGGGGAUGAAGAAGAUCCUCUCCACCAAACGUGAAACGGCAGCUGCCUUCCUGAAGAAGGUGGCGAAGGAAUUUGGCUUCAACUCAAACGGCUUCUCUGUGUACCUGAACCGGAACAAGACUGGAGAGAUCCUGUCCCAGAACAAGGCCCUCAGCCUUCUCAAAAUCAAACAUGGAGACAUGCUCUUCCUUUACCCCUCUGGCACCCCUGGGUCGAUGGGCGAGGUCAUGGAUGUGGCCUCCUCGAGCUCCUCAUCAUCGCUACCUUCCUCUGCUUCCUCAUCCUCCUCCUCCUCGUCAUUAUCACGCUCCCAGUCUGCACCCCAGAUUCUCGAAGAUGAAAUCGACCAGUACCUGGCCAAGCAGGACGGCAAGAUCUAUCGUAACAGAGACCCACAGCUGUGUCGACACGGGCCAAUGGGGAAGUGUGUGCACUGCGUUCCUCUGGAGCCGUUUGACGAGGAUUACCUGAACCACCUGGACCCCCCUGUCAAGCACAUGUCAUUCCACGCGUACAUCCGCAAGCUGACGGGAGGUGCCGACAAAGGAAAGUUUGUUGCCUUGGAGAACAUCAGCUGUAAGAUCAGGUCGGGCUGCGAGGGCCACCCCCCUUGGCCAGAGGGUAUCUGCACCAAGUGCCAGCCCAGUGCGAUCACACUCAACCGACAGAAAUACAGGCACGUGGACAACAUCAUGUUUGAGAACCACACCAUUGCAGAUCGCUUUCUGGACUUCUGGAGAAAGACAGGGAACCAGCGCAUGGGCUACCUGUACGGCAGGUACACAGAGCACAAGGACAUCCCGCUGGGAAUCCGGGCUGAGGUGGCUGCCAUCUAUGAGCCCCCGCAGAUCGGAACGCAGAACAGCUUGGAGCUGUUGGAUGACCCCAGAGCUGCAGCGGUGGAGGAGAUUGCAGCCAAGCUGGGCCUUCGUAAGGUUGGCUGGAUUUUCACCGACUUGCUGUCAGAGGACACCCGAAUAGGCACGGUGCGCUACACCAGGAACAAGGACACGUACUUCCUGAGCGCUGAGGAGUGCAUCACUGCAGGAGACUUCCAGAACCGACACCCGAACCCCUGCCGCCUGUCACCCGACGGUCACUUUGGUUCUAAGUUCGUCACCGUGGUAGCGACAGGUGGCCCUGACAACCAGGUGCACUUUGAGGGCUACCAGGUAUCCAACCAGUGCAUGGCGCUGGUGCGGGACGAGUGCCUGCUGCCCUGCCGAGACGCUCCAGAACUGGGCUAUGCCAAGGAGUCCACCACGGAGCAGUAUGUGCCCGACGUCUUUUACAAGGACAAAGAUAAAUUUGGCAACGAUAUCACACACCUGGCUCGGCCGCUGCCUGUGGAGUACCUCAUCAUAGAUAUCCCCACUACCUUCCCUAAAGAUCCCGUGUACACAUUCUCCUCGACGCAGCGUUUCCCCAUCGAGAACCGCGACGUCCUUGGAGAAACACAGGACUUUCACAGCUUGGCCACAUACCUGUCCCAGAGCUCCUCCGCUUCCUUCUUGGACGUUGUCUCGGACUUCCACCUGUUGCUGUUCCUGGUCACCAAUGAGGUCUUGCCCCUGGGGGACAGUAUGGGGCUGCUCCUGGAUGCAGUGAAGACCUCCAAUGAGGAGCUAGCGCAGACCUGGAGGAAGUCGGAGCAGUGGGCCACCAUUGAGCAGCUGUGUAGCACAGUGGGUGGGCAGCCUGCGGGUUCUCACGACUACGGGGCCAUGAGCGGCCCCUCGCUCCCUCCCUCGUCGUCAGCCAUGUGGUCCUGCCAGCACUGCACCUUCAUGAAUCAGCCGGGCACGGAGCUCUGCGAGAUGUGCAGCCUGCCUCGCAGUUAAAUCCCGCCUCUAUCUCUUCUAGCCACACCCCCAUCAUCCAGGAGGUAACAGGUCAGGGGUCAUGUGGAAAGAAAGGACCCAGCCCGUCACCAACUCUCAUUGCUCCGGGACCAGCUGCAACAUUGUGUUUCCUUUACUCCCUCCCCCAACCUUUGAUCCCCCUCAUGUCCCUACAGGCUGCCUUUAUGAAGGGAAACACAGUGGGCUUUUCCGGCACCAAGCAGCUGAUCCCGUCUCUCAAUGAUGUCACAGUGCAGGUUGAUUACCAUAGUAACCGUCAGUCUCACCUCUUGCCACCUCUCUGUACUGCAAGACAAAUUGCUCGCAGGUCCCUCCUCUCCCCAACCUCUCAGGCUUGAAGUCUGUUGUGUGAACAAACACACACAAAUGAACGAAUGAAUGAAUCUAUUAACUAGUUACAAAUGAUGCAUUUUUGUCAUCAUUUUCUUUUUCAGUUGUAGUUGUAUAUAUGAAGACUUUUUUUUUUCUCCCCCCCGUUUCUGAAGAAUUGGCCUCAGUUGAGAAGCUCUUAGUUCUGAGAUGGUGUUUGGAUGAAGAUUUAAUUGCUCUCCCACCCUUUGUCUCGCCGUGUUCUCCCUCCCCAAUCACAUCGCCCCCUCUGUGUCUUUAACCACCUUUGGGCACCAGGUGGAGAUGCUGCUGUUUGCUGACAUGUAGCAGGUAUCUGCCUCCUCUUGUAGCACAGCAACGCAGCACCUCAACCUGGGUCCUGCGGCUACAGAAACUCCCAGCAUCCCUCGCUCCAUUGAGACCACCAGGACUGUUUCCACCACAGAACCAAAACAGGAAUUGAUGGUUCCCAUAUUUGCCGACCAAUUCCAGUCUUUUCAUGGGUGACGGCACCGUCUUUGGCUUGUCGAGAUACUCGUCAACAACCCGAUGUUUCACAGGAAUUUCGUGGAAAAAGGCAGCUCUGCCAGCAUCUUUCCAUUGUAUCACUUCCUGUAGGCGUUGCGCACGUUGCCCAGGCUGUUCAUUUUCCUCUAAUUGCAAUGGUGUGCGAUCGGGGCCUUUGUGGUAAUACUCCAGUGUUUGCGCUUGGGGGUUUUUUCCUGGUUUGGCUCGGCACUCUGCUUUCCAGUGCAGCCACAGUUGGUUUUUGCUUGCAGUUCUCAUUUGCGGUGGCACCACUGACCUCCCAGGGUUCUAGUCCCUUUCCUGUUUUCACUGCAGAACCCCUGUGCAUCAGGGCUGCCUCAUAUGGAGAGCAUCGUGGGAUGGCAGCACUAGGUGUGUUCUUGCCCCAACUCAGCAUGUGCCGUACAGCCUGUGAGCCCCUGUUUGCUGCCACUCGUGUCCCAAGGACCUUCCGUGUAUCCUGUUGUCUCCUUCACUCCUUGUCUCACGGUGGAACCAGUCCAAACAUGUCUUUGAAAAAUGCGUAAAGAAUCGCUCCCCCUGUCUUUCAUUUACUGCACCUGAUCUGCAUUCUGGAGGAGACGCAGGUGGUGUCUUCUCUUCAAAGACUUUUGCUGAAGUUCUCUUAGGGAUUGGGUCAAGGGUGGAAGUCAAGAAUGAGACUCUUUUCAAACAAUGGGUUUAGUUCUAAAAAGGAUUAUUUCCUCAUUGGUCCAAUAUGUUGGACACCUGCAAAGGCAGCAGGAUGGAAGGAGACGCGGAGGGAGUGUGUAGUGAGGUGGGGGAGGACAGAUGGAGACAGCAAGGGUGGUGCAGUUUGCUGUGUACUGCUUUCCCCCUCCACACUUGUACUGUAAAGUGGAGGGGAACAAAAACUCAUUCCAGAUUUAAAAAAAAAAAAGUAUUUAAAACGUUGUUCACUGCACAGUUUUCAUAAAGAACUUUCUGCUUUUUCAACAUGCCCAAUAAACAUUGAGUUUGAACAGAAA